Molecule: messenger RNA, 1319 nt
Organism: Cynara cardunculus var. scolymus (artichoke)
Lineage: Eukaryota; Viridiplantae; Streptophyta; Magnoliopsida; Asterales; Asteraceae
Product: L-type lectin-domain containing receptor kinase VIII.2-like
Exons: 1
Coding region: 129-1142 (337 amino acids)
Molecular function (GO): carbohydrate binding
Source: RefSeq, a predicted model, not a curated record
ACCCCACAUUUAAUUUUCACAACCUCCAACCUCUCUUUCCCCAUUUAUAAAAUCACCACCAUCUUCACAAAACCCUAGCACCAGUAUCAUGGCCUUUUCUUGCUAACAAACCAUCCAGAUCACAAGUUAUGGCCAUCUCAAGGACCUUCAUUACCCUCUCUUUCUUCAUUUUCUUGUCCAAAUCCCUAACUGCAGACUCUAAUACAUCGUUUUCCCUCAAGAACUUUGGUAAAGAUUCAAGCUUUGACUCCUUUCUUGCGCUUUAUGGAGAUGCCAAGGUCGUUCAUGGCGGUUCAUCACUACAGCUUACUGCCCCAUCAGCUUCCAGUGCUGGCAGAGUGAUUUACAAAAGACCCAUCAAGAUAUAUGGAGGAAUUCCUAAGAAAUUGGUAUCAUUCUCCACACAUUUUUCUUUUUCCAUCUCAAAUGGGAAUAGUUUAGCUUUUAUGGUGUUCCCAUAUGGAUAUCCUUUAGAUUUAUAUAAUUAUAACGCUUCGUUUGGGCUCUUGAGUGUUGCAUUUGGUAUGAAUGAGGCUCAAAGUGGGAUUGAUUCAUCCAUGUUUGUAUCUGUGAAAGCUAUGAAUCUUUCUUCUGUCAAUUUGGUACUGAAUGGUAGUGAAAGAAUGCAAACUUGGAUCGAUUACGAAGCAGGGUCAAGGCGAGUGGAGGUUAGAUUGAAUAGAUUUGGCAGAAAACGACCUAUCGAUCCAGUGCUGUUUACCCAAAUCGAUCUUUCGAAAAUAUGGCCCAAAAAUGAAGGGGUUUUUGUGGGAUUGAUUUCAUCAAAUGGGAAUUCUUCACAAACCUGUGAGAUCCAUUAUUGGAGCUUUAAAGCAUCUAGAGCACCCGAUUGGAUGCAUUCUCAGCCAUUAGAUCCAAUGGUUUCUAAUUCUAUAGAGAAUCAAGAACAUAAAUUGAAGGUUCCUAAAGAAAGUGACUGUGUUAUCAAGAUUCUUGCAGCACUGAUAGUUGGGAUUGGAUGUGGAGGUUUGAGUACAUUUUUUGUGAUGUUUAUGUGGACGGUAUUCGGGAAAAGGCGGCAGCCGAUUGUGCCCGAAGAGUUUACCGUGAAAUCGUUGCAAGAAUGCGAGCACAAGAAACUGAAGAUUGUUCUUGAUGAAGCCUCUGCAAAUGAGAAGUAGGUUACUUACUGAUUUCUUGAUUUGUAAAUGAAUGUGGGUUUUAUGAUUAGGGAUUGGUUUGUAGUUUAGUUAUAAUGCUGUGCAAUAUCAUGAACAAAAUGUGGUUCCAUAUUGUACAAUGUUAUGAUGAUUUUAGAUGCAGACUUUUAAGAUUGGAAAUGCAAUGUGGCCUUUAAG